This is a messenger RNA of Polyodon spathula (Mississippi paddlefish), 911 nucleotides long. RefSeq names its product peroxiredoxin 2 (gene prdx2). Gene Ontology annotation, molecular function: thioredoxin peroxidase activity. Gene Ontology annotation, cellular component: cytosol. Lineage: Eukaryota; Metazoa; Chordata; Actinopteri; Acipenseriformes; Polyodontidae. The transcript is spliced from 6 exons. Bases 141 to 737 code for a protein of 198 amino acids. Gene Ontology annotation, biological process: response to oxidative stress; hydrogen peroxide catabolic process; cell redox homeostasis. The record is from RefSeq and is a predicted model, not a curated record.
AAAAUAAAAUAAAAUAAAAAAAAAAAAAAAAAAAAAAAAAAAAAAGAUUGCCACCGUCCAAGCUCAAAACUGCAGAGGAGACAGAACUAGCGCUUUUGCUCCACCGUCGGCUAACUGCAACGCACAAGGGAACCAUCGGGAUGUCCUCCGGGAAGGCGAAGAUCGGGAAGCCGGCUCCACACUUCGAAGCCACAGCGGUGGUGGACGGACAGUUUAAACACAUCAAGCUGUCCGACUACCGAGGGAAGUAUGUGGUGUUGUUCUUCUACCCCCUGGACUUCACCUUCGUCUGCCCCACCGAGAUCACCGCCUUCAGCGACCACGUCUCUGACUUCAACAAGAUCAACUGCGAGGUGAUCGGAGCCUCCACUGACUCUCAGUUCAGCCACCUGGCAUGGAUCAACACCCCUCGCAAGCAGGGCGGUCUGGGUCCCCUGAAGAUCCCUCUGCUGGCCGAUCUCUCCCAGUCGAUCUCGCGGGAUUACGGGGUGCUGAAAGAGGAUGAGGGGAUCGCUUACAGAGGCCUCUUUGUGAUCGACGACAAGGGAAUCCUGCGCCAGAUCACCGUGAACGACCUGCCUGUGGGGCGCUCUGUGGACGAGACUCUGAGACUGGUGCAGGCCUUUCAAUUCUCAGACCAGCACGGAGAAGUUUGCCCAGCAGGCUGGAAGCCGGGCAGCGACACCAUCACCCCCGACGUGGAGAAGAGCAAGCAGUAUUUCACCAAGCAGAACUGAAGCGAUCUGCGGCGUGGAUCCUCUGAGGGGUAGCCAGCACCGAUCUGACAGCGGCACCCUCUGCUGGUCUAGCGAGGCUGAGACCUGAGGGUUCUCCCUUUCUUUAGUUUUUGGUGCAAGAAUGAGACCAAGUGUUAAACGUUUGUACCUGCGAAAUAAAAGCUUGACCCUUUA